Messenger RNA from Penicillium argentinense, 729 nucleotides. RefSeq names its product serine/threonine protein kinase CBK1. The record is from RefSeq and is a predicted model, not a curated record. The transcript has 3 exons. NCBI's taxonomy places the organism in Eukaryota, Fungi, Ascomycota, Eurotiomycetes, Eurotiales, Aspergillaceae. The coding region runs from base 1 to 729 and encodes 242 amino acids.
AUGGAUCCCAACAACAAUAACAACCGUCUCAACAUGAAUUUCGGCUACAAUGACCGGAAUUACAACGCGGCCAACAGUCGCGCCUAUCCCACCACCCCUUCCGCCUUUCCCCAGCCUAUCUACCAGACUCAGGGGGCUCAAGACUAUGUUGACCCCUCGAACCCGGCCUACGCUCCUGGCUAUUUCAUGACGAAUCCGUACCCUCCUCAGACCCAGCAACCCUACGCCCAGCAACAGCAGUAUGCGCAGCAGCAGCAGGCCCUGCAGUCGCCCCAGCCUGCCUACCAGAACCGGAUGGGCUACGCCAAUGAUGGCACAAAUGGCCUGAUUCAGCAGUUUUCGAACCAGGACCUGAACGCCAACCGUGGGGGCUUCUUCGGUCGGGCGUCCUCCCCCGCUCAGCGCCCUCGCACUGCAGGGGGUUCGCCUGCUGGGCCAACUCAAGCUGCGCAUUUGGCCCCGCCGGUUCCUCGCAGUCCUCGACCACCAUCCGAGAACGAGGAGCUGCAGCGCUUCUCCGACAGAUACUCUGAGAAUGUGCACAAGCGGGGCAAGGCCGCGAAGGAGCUCGUCACGGUCUUCUUCCAUGAGAACAUCGAGCGGGCCCGGGAUCGUAACAUGCGUUCCGUUGACCUCGACAAGACGCUGCACGACCCGAGCGAAGCCGAGAUGAGCUUGCCAUUUAUUGGAUACACCUACAAGGCAUUCAAUGCCUUCCAGGGCUCUUAA